Messenger RNA from Podarcis muralis (Common wall lizard), 3315 nucleotides. Its product is annotated as calcium-activated chloride channel regulator 2-like. Gene Ontology annotation, cellular component: plasma membrane. NCBI's taxonomy places the organism in Eukaryota, Metazoa, Chordata, Lepidosauria, Squamata, Lacertidae. The record is from RefSeq and is a predicted model, not a curated record. Gene Ontology annotation, biological process: chloride transport. Gene Ontology annotation, molecular function: intracellularly calcium-gated chloride channel activity.
AAGGCCGUCCAGUCAGAGGGCACAUACCCGAUCUAUCAGCUUCCCUUGCGCCCAUGCACGACUUUUCUCCGGGAGAGGCGAGCGCAACUUGGGAUGAGGGCUGCGAUUUCAGAAGAAGUUGCGUCCCGUCUGAAAGGGAGAACAACUCUCCAUUUCCCCCGAUCUCGUGAAGCAGCUGAAGUGAGAGAAGAUGAAGAAAUCCGAAGCGCUCGCGGGGGAGGGAAGACAAAAACAAAACAAAACCACAAAACACAAAUCCCGUCUCCAUACGACGCGCCUCGUUUUUGCAAUCUCCAGAUCGUUGCGCGCAGCUGCAACGAAACCUGUCGCGCGUUGUUGUCUUGCAAGGGAAGCGCUGCGGACUUCCGACGUGCUCCUCCAGAAAAGGAUGGCCAGAAAAAGCGACGCGAGGGCCGGCCCCGUGGGGCUGAGCGUGGGUCUCGCCCUCCUGCAGCUCCUCGGAGGGGGGGUCACCGCCGCGACGCUGAAGGGCAGCGCUUACCAGGGGCUGCUGGUCGCCAUUCACCCCUCCGUUCCCCAAGAGGCGAAAAUCGUCUCCAGCCUUAAGGAAAUGAUUACUGAAGCUUCCUUCUACUUGUUCAAUGCUACACAAGGAAGGGUUCAUUUUGGGAGUGUCAAAAUUUUAAUACCUGCAACAUGGGAAGAAACAAUUACGCAAAAGCCAAUGCAAGAGGCGUACACAAAGGCAGAUGUCAUUGUUGCUCCUCCUUAUUGGAAACAUGGAUACGAUCCAUACACAUUGCAAUAUGGAGGGUGUGGAGAAAAGGGAAAAUACAUACAUUUCACCCCUGACUUCCUGGUAAAUAAUGAUUCGAUUGGAAUCUAUGGACCACACGGCAGGCUUUUCGUCCACGAGUGGGCCCACCUUCGGUGGGGGGUAUUUGAUGAAUAUGACAGUGAAAAGCCUUUCUACAUAUCGAGUCAAAACCAGGUGAAAGCCACCAGGUGUUCUUCUGACCUAACGGGAAUUUAUGUCUGCGAGAAAGAAUCCUGCACUGAAGGCAGCUGUGUCAUUGACCAGGCAACAGGACUCUUAAAAGAAGGGUGCACUUUUAUACACGACAAGGAGCAAAAUGCAUCAUCUUCCAUAAUGUACAUGCAAAGCUUAUCUUCUGUGUUUGAAUUCUGUGACUCAAGCAACCAUAACGCUGAAGCUCUCAAUGCCCAGAACAGCAUGUGCAGUUACAAGAGCACAUGGGAUGUCAUCAUGAGCUCUGAUGACUUUAAAUCCGAUAUUCCUCUGACCAGCAAAAACAGUCCUUUGCCCCCAACCUUCUCACUUUUACAAGCGACAGACAGAGUGAUCUGUUUAGUCUUGGAUUUUUCCAGCAGCAUGGAUGAGAACAAUCGAAUCAUUCGGAUGCGUCAGGCAGUAGAAGUGUAUCUACUGCAAAUUGUGGAAGAGAACUCCUACGUUGGGAUUGUCACAUUCAGUGAAGGAGGAGAAGUAAAAUCUCAGAUCCGGCAAGUAACGAGUGCUGAUAUACGGAAGCAGCUUGCUUCCGACUUGCCAGUUGCUUCAUACGGCGACAGAGCAAAUGUUUGCACGGGUGUACAGCUGGCACUGCAGGUAAUUAAAAAACAUGAUGAAAGUGUUUCUGGUUCUGGAAUCAUCUUAUUGACCAGUGGAGGCGACAGUUCACUUAGCAAGUGUUUCUCUGAUGUCAUUGACGCUGGCUUAAUCAUUCAUACCAUCGCUCUGGGGCAGUCUGCAUCCCAAGAACUGGAACAACUGGGCAAAAUGACAGGGGGGCUGAGUUUUUUUGUCACUGAUAGACAAGAUUCAACUGGUCUAAUAGACGUCUUCAGUGCCAUUGUAGCAAGUGAUGGAGAUACCAGCCACCAGCCUGUCCAGAUUGAAAGCGUGGCUGAAAGGGUGAAGGGCAAUGGUCAGAUUGAAAGGUCGACGAUUAUUGACAGCACAGUAGGAAACGACACAUUUUUUGUAGUGACGUGGUUGGCAAAGGAACCCAGGAUCGUUCUUCAUGGCCCUAGAGGAGAACACUUUACAAAUGGGGAAUUUGAUGUCGAUCCACUUUUGUGCACCGCUCGCCUGCAGAUUCCGGGGAUUGCUGAGGCUGGGGAUUGGACAUACUUACUCACUAACUCUCAUGGGCUCCCUGAAGUCCUCACAAUGACCGUGACCUCGCGAGCCGUAAAGUCUGACGUGUCUACCAUCACCGUGAGAACCCACACGAAUAAAGAUACAAACGCCUACCCAAGUCCAAUGAUUGUGUACGCACAGGUUAAUCAAGGCUUCUCUCCCAUUCUUGGUGCAAAUGUGACUGCCAUUAUUGAGCCAGAGAGUGGCGAUCCAAUUAUCUUGGACCUUUUCGACAAUGGUGCAGGUGCAGAUACGAUAAAAAACGAUGGUGUGUAUUCUAAAUACCUCUUUUCUUUCGCAAGAAACGGAAGAUAUAGCUUGAAAGUCCGCGUCCAGAGGGACAGCCAGACAAUUAGCCCAUACCCUGCAAUACUCUGGAGCCCUGCAAUGUAUAUUCCUGGUUACAUAACAAAUGGUACAAUCCAGAUGAAUGCACCGAGGCCGUUGAUGAAUAGUGAAGAUUCGCACAUCAGCUCUGGGGGCUUCAGCAGAAUAGCUGCUGGGAGUGCUUUCACCAUAUCUGGAGUUCCCACUGGCCCCUAUAAGGAUGUGUUCCCACCAUGCAAAAUUACUGAUUUGGAUGCCAGAACAGAAGAGGACAAAAUUGUUUUAACCUGGACAGCUCCAGGGGGUGACUUUGACCAGGGACAAGCUGCAAGAUACGAAGUGAGAAUAAGCCAAAGUUCUCUGGAACUGAGGGAAGAAUUUGAAAACGCUGUACCCAUAAAUACCUCCAGCUUGGCACCUCAGCCAGCAGGUUCCAAGGAAAUGUUUGUGUUUAAACCAGAAGCCUCGGCAAACGUCACCCUAAUUUACAUGGGCGUCCGCACAGUGGAUAAGUCUCUCUUGUACUCUGACCUCUCCAACAUAGCCCAAGCACUUAUUAUUCCUGGGGAGGCUACUCACAUGGCUCCUGCCAAGUACGGUGCCUUAGCAGUCGUUCUGACAACAUGUGGGCUGCUGUUAUUGGUUGCUUCUUGCCUUAUUGUAAGCACCGUUCUAUGGACUUCGAAGAAAAAGAAGAAAGUAGCAAUUGAUGAAGCCAUACUAUCACAUUCAGAUUCAGCAUUGGCAGUUUAGGCGUUUUCUUCUUUUGAAGUUUAGUUGUUGUUUAGUCAUGUCCGACUCUUCGUGAUCCCAUGGACCAGAGCACGCCGGGCACUCCUGUCCUCCACUGCCUCCCGCAGUUU